AUGACGGAGACCUUCAUAAGGGUGCGGGCGGAGAACGACGUCCUCUUCACUGGGGCGAAGUUCUCCGCCAGCACGGCCUGGAGGACUGUCCUGGAGAAGCUUGACCUGCAGGAGGUGGUCACGCCCCUGCAGGCCCUGGCAGUGCCCCUUCUGAACGUACCAGGGCCAAGCCAGGCCAGAGAGCAGGAGCCGGAGCAGGAGGAGGAAGAGCCAGAGGCGGAGCAGCAGAGAGGAACGGGAAGGAAGAGGAAGAGGGGAGAGAGCGAGCUGGUGAAGCUGUACAGGGAGGAUCUGAGGAUGCAGAGGGAGGAGGAUGAGCGGCGGGCACAGGAGAGGAGUGCCAAUUUUGACAGGCUGUUUUGCCUCCUCGAAAAGAUGAUUGAAAAUAAAAACAAAUAA
Messenger RNA from Knipowitschia caucasica, 399 nucleotides. The record is from the annotation of a GenBank genome assembly. NCBI's taxonomy places the organism in Eukaryota, Metazoa, Chordata, Actinopteri, Gobiiformes, Gobiidae.